CUCACGUCCGUGUUUACAAGUGAAGCGUGACGUUCAUAGGAGUCGCAAGAAUACGUCGCGGAGCACCGCCGAAAGCAAUUUAUCUUCGGCAAAAGAAAAAUACCAUGAUGCAGUCGCUUCGGGUAUUUCUAAAUGCGAGACUGACUGCGGCAGCUGAGGAAAUAUUCGGUGCUGUUGAAAAAACUAUAUCUGAUUACAAGGAAGAGAUCUGCCGUUCCAAAGACCUAGAGAUCAGUCGGCUGCGGAUGCAAAUCAAGAUCCUGAAGUCAGUCCCUCGGACGGAGAGGUGCUCCGUCACACAGCCACUGCACACCCAUCAGCAGCCGCACCAUCAAUCAAUCCCCCCUGUCCCUGCAGUGGAGGCCUCCGAGACGCCGCACUGCGAGACGGAUGAGGGCAGCAGUAUGGAGCAGGAGCAGCCGGAGCCUUCGCUGCUGGUCAAGAAGGAGCAGCAGAAGGCAACGCAUAGAGAGUUCUGGAUGAGCCCCGACGAGGAGCAGCUGGACGGGCUGGAUUCGGACAUCAAAGAUUUUAUCUCGUCCCCCUCCAGUCUGAAAAAUAAUCUCCAAGAUGCCGUGUUGCCGUUCCACCCCUACCAAAACAACGGCGAGGAAAACAAAGACAGGCCGUAUUGUUGUUCUGUGUGUGAAAAACGUUUCAGCAACUGCUCCCACCUGGCCGCGCACAUCAGGACACACACAGGGGAGAGACCGUACAGAUGUGAUAUAUGUCGAAAAACCUUUAUAACCACAAGCGCGCUGAACAGACACCAGACUAUACACACCGAAGGGAAACACUUUAUAUGUAAUUACUGUGGAAAGUCUUUCAAAUGGAUGGAGUCCCUUGGCAGGCACAUGCGGUGUAUACACAAGAGAGAAAAUAUGCCUGUAUGAAUGAGUGUAUUGUUAAGACUGAGUACGCUGUUUAAUGUGCACGGUGGAGUGGCUUUAGCUGUCCUACAGGCCUAUGUUGUAAAUUAAUUAUUAUAAGAGUGAAAAGUCCAACUGAACUCGCUGUGUUGCAUUGGUUCACAUGUCCUCUAUUUGUUAUGAAUGUGCAUGCCUCAUAAUUUCCAAAGUGUGACAUUGUAAAAAAAUAUAUCUAUGCUUAAAGAUAUUGCACAAUUGCAGAUCACAAUAA
Gadus morhua (Atlantic cod) is the source of this 1140-nucleotide messenger RNA. Its product is annotated as zinc finger protein 674. The record is from RefSeq and is a predicted model, not a curated record. Lineage: Eukaryota; Metazoa; Chordata; Actinopteri; Gadiformes; Gadidae. The transcript is spliced from 2 exons. Gene Ontology annotation, molecular function: DNA-binding transcription factor activity, RNA polymerase II-specific; RNA polymerase II cis-regulatory region sequence-specific DNA binding. Gene Ontology annotation, biological process: regulation of transcription by RNA polymerase II. Bases 105 to 893 code for a protein of 262 amino acids.